AUGAGCCCCCCUCUCCCCGGCCGGGCCCCGGCUUUAAUUAGCCAUGGCCCAGAGCGGCUUUCCCCGGCCAUCUGUAGCCCCGGUGACCGACCUAAUCAGGGGGAUAAGCUGCUUAUGGAGGCGCAGCUGGAGCGGGCGCUGAGGGGGCCGAGGGUGGCUGUGGCCGCGAAGGAGGUGCCGGCUCAGACGCUCGGUGUGGUCGGUCCCCGGGGCCCAGCAGUGCCGGUGCCUCUCGAAGUGGAUAAAGAGUUUAGACCAGGCCAGCAGCUUAGUGCUAAAUCUGUAGAAGUCAACAACUGUGAUGUUAAGUGCAGCAAAGAGUCAGAAGAGAUCUCAGAGAGCAGCUUCUGGUCAUUGAAGGUGAAUGAGCAAAGUUUCUGGCGCUUGUGUGACAAACAAAUCCUAACAAGGUGUUUCCAAGCCUGGAGGAGAUACAUCCUUUGGAAGAGGGCAGCCACACAGCUCUACAGACACCAGCUGCUUCAGAAGGGCUUUGGUGCUCUGCAGGGGAUUGUGCACCAGAGGAGGACACAAUUGGAGGUGGCCCAGCAGAGACAUGCUUCAGCUCUGCUAGCUGCCAGCUUCCAGAGGUGGAAGGAAGCUAUGGCAAAACAGAGCCAGAAGAAAGCUCUGCAGCCUGAGCCUUACUCCUACACCCAAAGUUCAUCAGUGGGGAUUUUUGGAGUAGGAAGAUUGGCCACUAUGACAACCCCAGCUCAGCAUCAGCUUCCAGCAGGAUACUCAAAGGAAGUGAAGCAGGCUCAUAGGAUGGAGGGAGAGCUGUGGACUCAGCUUCGUCACAGGCAGAGAGGAGAGUUCUGCUGGGGAGUUGAAGCAAUCAGAGACAUGAGGAGGCUGGCUGCUUUCAGACUGUGGCGCCUGCAGAAGGAGCUGCUGAGCAAAGAGGAAGCCAGGCUUUUGGAAGCCCGUGCUCUGCUGGAAAAGAAAAAGCUACAAAACAUUUUCUGGAUGUGGCAUUCCCAAAGCUUGGAAAUGAAAAAGAUUCUAACACUGACAACUCAAAUCCAAAGAAACUUGGUUUCCCGGUGCUUCAGUACCUGGAAGGAGGCUGUUGAGCAGAAGGCACUUGACAGGUGCAACCUGGCCCAUCUCAGAGCAGUAUCACUGAGGAAGCACUUCCAGCAGUGGGUUGGGAUGCUGCAGGUCAGAGGAGGUGAUAAGCAGGCAGUGCUGAACCUCUUCCUCCUGCAGUGGAGGCAGCAUUAUGGUGAGCAGCUUGGGGGCUGUGCAGAAUCUAAACUUUAG
This is a messenger RNA of Melozone crissalis (California towhee), 1266 nucleotides long. RefSeq lists its product as uncharacterized. The record is from RefSeq and is a predicted model, not a curated record. The coding region runs from base 1 to 1266 and encodes 421 amino acids. Lineage: Eukaryota; Metazoa; Chordata; Aves; Passeriformes; Passerellidae. The transcript is spliced from 8 exons.